UAAAUGCAGCUGCAGCUCAUCUCCAGUCUGCCCCUCCACAGAGAACCAGAAACAUGGACCCACCUCGGCCCGCUCCUCUGGCCCUGCUCCUGGCCCUCGUCCUGGGCUUCACCGUCACAGCUCAGGCCUGGGACAAACUGGAGCAGUGCCAACACACAAUCUGCCCAAGAUUCACCCGUAAGGCACAACAUGAGACGUACGAGGAGCGUGUGUACGAGCCGACCAAGUGGAUCUGCACCGAGAUCCAACGGCCCAUCCUCCCUCUGGUGAUGGGAGCCCAAAAAACACUCAAAGAAUUCAGUGAGAGGAAGAGCCAGGAAAUAGGUAUAGACAUCGUUGAAGACACGUGGCCGGGGCUUCUGUACCAGGACAGUGGUAGGGGGAUGGGAUAUGGGAUGUGCUGGCUGGUUCGUCCUGAAGUCCCCCUCCCUGACAGUGACAGUGACAAGCUCCCAGUGAAAGUCAAGACGUUCCCCCAGACCACCAUGUUUGUCAGGUUGUUCAGUGGGCCCCCGUCUCUGGAGGAAGGUCAAGAAAACGCAGAGAAGCUGAAGGAGGAUCUGAGAAAAGCCGGAGAGACUUUCAACGACAACAUUUUCUACGGCGCUGGAUACGAGGGCUUCCUCUCUCUCACUCACCACAGCGAAAUCUGGAUCCCAAAAGCUUAAACUGCUGUGAGGAACCCACCGCCGCUUUAACUUCACUCUUAUUGUAUUUUCAAAGGUUCUAAAACUUAAAAGAGGCAUUGUGUAACUUUUCGCUGGCAGGGUUCAUAGGUGGAGGUUGUUAUAUUGUGUAGAGUCAGAGGUGGGGACUUGAGUCAGACUUGAGUCACUGUUUUUAGGACUUGAGACUUGACUUGAUAAAAUGGACCAAGACUAGGGACUUGACUUGAUAAAAUGGACUAAGACCUGGGACUGGACUCGGACUUGAGGCCUGUGACUUAAGAAGCACUUUUAAAUCUAAAUUCUUUCUCUUCUGACCGUAAUAAUUCACACUAAGAUCUUGCCAAGACAUUUAAAAACAACUACUACUAAUACUUUUCUACAACUCAAAUAUACUCUAUAAAUACUCAUAUAUAAAUAUACUAUGACUUUAUAAGUACAAUUGAUCUUAAAAUUCAUAUAAAUUGCAAAAAUCUAAGCUGUAUUUGUUACUUUGGUUUAAAGACUUGAAAUGACUUGAAGCUCAAAGCAGACGACUUGGACUUGACUUGAACUUAUGGGCCAGUGACUCGAGGCUCGACUUGGACUUGCCUGUAUUUGACUUGGGACUUGACUCGGACUUGAGGUCAAAGACUUGAGACUCGCAAAAGGAAGACUUGGUCCCACCUCUGGUUCAAGGUUUGGUCCAGGUUUGAGUCCCAGUUUAGUCCUGCUGUGGACUUGUUUUGGUCCUGUUCUAGUCCAGGUCUAGUCCAGGUCUAGUCCAAGUCUUAAAUUUGAUAUGUGUGCAAAAGUAAAUGCAUGAAGUAAAACGGCAAAUGAAGUAAUUUAUGAAGUACUUAACCCUGUGACUUACUGCUGUACUACAUAAAAGCACCACUCGAUGGCGCCACUGUACUGUGUCAUGUUACUGUACUUUAUCCUUUUUAUAUACUUAAUUAAAGAUGCACUGUGUAACUUUCUUGGUGGGUGAGUUUACCACCUGCUGUCUCCAUGGAGAUAUUACUGAAUUGCGUGGAAUGUCUUGGAAUGUUCCGCAGUGCAGCAUUAAACUUAUAUGUCACGUAUUUAUGCAACUGUAAUGUUUCUGUAUCGCUAAAAAAACACGCAUUCCCCUCUCCGCUGAUCUGACUUGUGACUUGGUCUGGUGACAUCAUCUGUUUAUCUCCAUGGAAGUAGGUACGUUUAAUGCCAUACUGUGGAAUAUCAUCUCCAUGGAGACAAGCACCAGAAAAGUGACACAGCAAAAGCAAAAAUGGAAUAGAAAAAGCGCUUCCUUUUUGAGGUGACAUUGUUUCGAUAAAUGAGCAUUCUUAUUGUUUUGGUGAAUAAAAGUGACUCCAGA
This is a messenger RNA of Boleophthalmus pectinirostris (great blue-spotted mudskipper), 2010 nucleotides long. RefSeq names its product heme-binding protein 2-like. The record is from RefSeq and is a predicted model, not a curated record. Bases 54 to 668 code for a protein of 204 amino acids. Gene Ontology annotation, cellular component: cytoplasm. The transcript is spliced from 4 exons. NCBI's taxonomy places the organism in Eukaryota, Metazoa, Chordata, Actinopteri, Gobiiformes, Gobiidae.